This is a messenger RNA of Rhinichthys klamathensis goyatoka, 1704 nucleotides long. RefSeq names its product GIPC PDZ domain containing family, member 3 (gene gipc3). The transcript is spliced from 7 exons. The coding region runs from base 214 to 1209 and encodes 331 amino acids. The record is from RefSeq and is a predicted model, not a curated record. Lineage: Eukaryota; Metazoa; Chordata; Actinopteri; Cypriniformes; Leuciscidae. Gene Ontology annotation, molecular function: protein binding.
GUAUGGGCCCUGUCGCCAGCACACGGACAGAUGGUCAGCCGGCUCUCCGCCGCGUCGCUUCACUUCAGGUGUUCGUCCGGCUCUCCAGUGUCACACAGCAGAUCUCCAGCUCCAGUGGUGUCGGGUUCACUGGGAGCGCUCACCUGUGCAGCGUUGCCCGGCUACCCUCAUCUUUAAUUCAACACGCCAGACCCGAUACAGACGCUCUUCACCAUGCAGCAGGACACGGAGAACAGGACGAGCGACCGCGAGCCCAUGCCGAACGGAGAGGCCAUGAGUCCCGACGUGCAGGACUCCAAAGGUUCCCCGGAGGACGAGGAGAGCCAGAGAACCGUCCCAUCGGCCCCGCCGCUCGAGUCCACGCCGUGCCCGAGGCCCAAACUGGUGUUUCACACGCAGCUGGCGCACGGAUCCCCGACGGGACGCAUCCACGGCUUCACCAACGUGAGGGAGCUCUACGCCAAGAUCGCAGAGGUCUUCAACAUCUCGGCCUCGGAGAUCCUGUUCUGCACGCUAAACUCCCAUAAAGUGGACAUGCAGAAGCUGCUGGGCGGCCAGAUCGGGCUGGAGGACUUCAUCUUCGCGCAUGUGAGAGGAGAAACGAAAGAGGUGGAGGUCAUUAAAACAGAAGACGCCCUCGGACUGACCAUCACUGACAACGGCGCGGGAUACGCCUUCAUUAAAAGGAUAAAGGAAGACAGCACCAUUGACAGGAUAAAAACGGUGUGUGUUGGCGAUCACAUCGAGGCCGUGAAUGACCAGAGCAUUGUGGGAUGUCGACAUUAUGAAGUGGCCAAGAUGCUGAAGGAGCAAACCAGAGGAACGCCGUUCACCCUGCGCCUGGUGGAGCCCAAGAAAGCGUUCGACAUGAUAGGCCAGAGGACGCGAGCGCCGAAGUCCAGCGAGGGCAAGAUGGUGAGCGGGAAAGAGACUCUGCGCAUGCGCUCCAAAGGCUCGGCCACCGUCGAGGAGAUCCCCAGCGAGUUCGAGGACAAGGCCAUCCGGAAGGUGGACGAUCUUCUGGAGAGCUACAUGGGGAUCCGCGACCUCGAACUCGCGACGACCAUAGUGGAAGCCGGGAGGAACAAGCAGAACCCGGAUGAUUUCGCAGAGGCGCUCGACUCCGUUCUGGGCGACUUCGGUUUUCCCGACGUCUUUCUGUUUGAAGUGUGGGGCGCUCUGGGAGACGUCAAGAACGGCCGGAUUUAGAGAGUAAGUCAAGACAUCUGAGAGGUUGAUUUGUGACGUCUGUCAUCUGUUUUCAUAUACUCAAUCCUCCCAAUUCCCACACUGAUCCCGAGGAAGAAUGGAGAACGUCAAGGUAUUAGCGGCUAAACAACGAGCUAACGCAAACAUUCAAGUGCGUAGAGCAGUACGAAGUCGGUCACACUGUAUUUCCCACCGAUCUGUAUAGCUAACUAGGGAUUAAACCAAUCUUUUAAGUUUUACAUUAUAUAUUUGACUUUAAAAGCAUUACAAUCAAGUAUAUGAUAGCAGACAUUAGCUUAGCUUAGCCUAGCCUUUGUUUGUUUUUGUCUUUUGUGUUAUACAUCGUGUUACAGGUGAAAUGAAUGAUCUUUCAUGAUUAAUGAGAUCUUGUGACACGGAUGGCUUGUGUAUAUAUGAAUCAUCACUUAUUGACACAGUUGAAUUAAUGAUAUGUUCACAUUUAAUGUGUAGCUAUUAAACUAAAAAAUCUGCUAA